Molecule: messenger RNA, 1570 nt
Organism: Trichoderma citrinoviride
Lineage: Eukaryota; Fungi; Ascomycota; Sordariomycetes; Hypocreales; Hypocreaceae
Product: N-terminal binuclear Zn cluster-containing/DNA binding domain-containing protein
Exons: 6
Coding region: 1-1566 (521 amino acids)
Biological process (GO): DNA-templated transcription; regulation of DNA-templated transcription
Cellular component (GO): nucleus
Molecular function (GO): zinc ion binding; DNA-binding transcription factor activity, RNA polymerase II-specific; DNA binding
Source: RefSeq, a predicted model, not a curated record
AUGUCCACUCCACACAAAAGCCCGUCGCCGAAGCCGCAGGCCAUGACGGACAAGAGCAACCCCGACGCUUUGGCUCUGCGGUGGUCGUGCUCUGCGUGUCGGCAGUCGAAGCGGCGCUGUGAUAAGGUGUACCCGGAGUGUACGCUCUGCACUCAGAAGAAUAUCCCGUGUAAUUAUCCAGGCCGUCGCAAAAGACAGAAACUCAAGGCCCGUAUCAAAGCAGCUUCAACAGCGAGCAAACCUACUGUCAACCCGCCUUCUACUAGCACCACCAAGAAAGACCGAGGAGACGCACACCAGCUAUCAUUCCCUUCUGCCAACACUAGCUCCAUCGCCGAGCGCUUUCUCGACCCAGAUGUCUUUGCCCGUGCUCAGUUGACGGUCGUCAAUGCAGACGUACCGGUAACCGACGACAUUGCCCAGCUCGUGGGCGGCGUGUUGGACAUUCAAGCUACGUCCGCCCAGUUCUUCAAGUCGGUUCAUACAUGGAUGCCGAUCAUCUCGAAGCCGCAGUUCUGUGCGAAUCUGCUGAAUCGCUUGACUUACAAAAGAGCCGAGCUAUUCCUGCUUGUACUUUCCAUGAAGCUAUGCUGUGCUCGUCGGACAACGCCUCUGUAUGAGACGGUGAAGCUGUUGCACUUCAAGAUUGAGACUUCGGGCGUGUUGUCUGUUCUUGUGUUGCAGGCGGCGAUACUUAUUGCGCUGUAUGAGCUGGGGCAUAGCAUUUACCCGGCGGCGUACCUUUCGGUGGGAUCGUGUGCUCGGUAUGCGACUGCGUUGGGGAUUGACAAGUCCAUUCUUUUGUCGAGUUUGGGGAAGACUCAGUGGAUCGAGGAAGAAGAAUGCCGUCGGAUUUGGUGGGCGAUACUGGUCCUUGAUAGGUAUCUCAACUUGAGCGAUCCCAAACGACAUCUCAUCACACCAGAUGCGGAUAUUGACAGCUAUCUACCCGUCGACGAUGAAGCAUGGGAGACAGGAGUAUACGAUCCUAAUCACAUAUAUACCCUGGCCACGGCCAACAGCUACCAUCUGGGGCUCUUUGCGCGCUUCGCCCAAGCAGCGCACUUGCUCACCAAAGUCCUCCAUCACGCAUCUGAGCCACCCAGCGAAACAGCCCAGUUGCGGCGCACCAUCUUUGCGCUCGUCAACGUGUCCAAGAUUGAGGCAUCAAUGAGACGUCUAGAGUAUUGCAGCCAGACGUCAAUAUGCUACAGUGGUAUCCUUUUACUUGAAUCGUCAUCAAUAGAUAAGGACGAGAAUCAUUCCGGCACGCAGCUCUCUACUGAAAGCGCUCACAUUUCUCAAGUAACGCUUGAUAUGGCUCUAUCCUUCACUAAGGGAGACGUGGAAGAGAUAUGCGCCAUUGUCAGUCCGUUCUUGGUGCACAUUCUGUAUCGAGUGGCCUCAAUACACUUGAGAAUUGCUCAUGAGUCGCCAACGGAUGCCGCGUUGGAGAAGGUUGCCCUUCUGAAGAAGGCGAUGAAGAUUGUUGGGAGCCGAUGGCUAUGCGCUUCCACGUAUCUCUCACUGUUGGAGAAGCAAGAAAUCUUGCUCGUAAUGCAAUAAAGAG